AUGGCGCCGCUCCCCGCGCCCACCGCCGCCUCCGCCUUCCUCUUCCAUGCCCCGCCGCGCGGCCACCACCACCACCACAAGCCAAAGCCCGCCUCCAGCUCCAGGCCCACCACCACCCUCUGCUCCGCCGCGCCCUCCUCCACGCCCUCCCUCGCCGACCAGCUGGAGCCGCUCUCCCGCAUGCUGCUCACCGACAAGCCCACCCCCGCCGCCGACCGCGCGCAGCGCCCCACCCCGGAGCCCACCUGGGUCAACCCCUCCAGGCCGCGCCCCACGGUGCUGUCCCUCCGCCGCCAGCGCCGCCGCCCGGCCGCCAACCACCCCUCCUCGGCGCCGCUCCAGCCGCUGCUCCGCGACCUGCGCGCGCUGCCGGAGGACGCCGACCUGGCGCCCACCCUGCACGCCUUCUUCCCGCUCCCGGGCUCCCCGCCCACCUCCUCCGACGCGCUGCUCCUCCUCAACUACCUCCACCCGUCCUGGCGCAAGACGCUCUCCCUCCUGUCCUACCUCCGCGCCCUCCCCGCCGACGCCGGCUUCGCCGUCGACACCAUCCUCUUCAACGUCGCCCUCAAGUCGCUCCGCGCCGCGCGCCGCUGGGACGAGGCGGAGCGGCUGGCGCUCGACAUGCUCGACUCCGGCGUCCCGCUCGACAACAUCACCUACUCCACCCUCAUCACCGCCGCCCGCCGCUGCCGCCAGUUCGCCAAGGCCGUCGAGUGGUUCGAGCGCAUGUACUCCCCCGCCAGCGGCGUGCUCCCCGACGAGGUCACCUACUCCGCCGUCCUCGACGUCUACGCGCAGCUCCGCAUGAAGGAGGAGGUGCUGGCGCUCUUCGACCGCGCCCGCGGCAGCGGCUGGAAGCCCGACCACGUCGCCUUCGCCGUGCUCGCCAAGAUGUUCGGCGAGGCCGGCGACUACGACGGCAUCCAGUUCGUCUUCAAGGAGAUGCGGGAGGUGGGCAUCAAGCCCAACAUCUUCGUCUACAACGCGCUGCUCGAGGCGCUCGGCAAGACCGGCAAGCCGGGCCUCGCCCGCAACCUGUUCGAGGAAAUGGCCGCCGAAGGCGUCGAGCCCAACGCGCGCACGCUCACCGCCGUGGCCAAGAUCUACGGCCGGGCGCGCUGGGGCCGCGACGCGCUCCAGCUCUGGGACCAGAUGCGCGAGAGGAAGAUCCCCGCCGACAGCAUCCUCUGCAACACGCUGCUCAGCAUGUGCGCCGACGUGGGGCUCGUGGCCGAGGCCGAGCAGCUCUUCGAGGAGAUGAAGAACCCGGACCUCACCGACGUCCCCCAGCCGGACAAGUGGAGCUACACGGCCAUGAUCAACAUCUACGGGAGCAUCAAGGACGCCGACCGCGCGCUCCAGCUGUUUGUGGAAAUGCUCCAGAGCGGCAUAGAGGCCAACAUCAUGAGCUACACCAUCGUGAUCCAAUGCCUCGGCAAGGCGAACAGGAUACGGGACGCUGUGGAGGUGCUUGAGGCGGGGCUGGAGAGGGGCCUCAAGCCCGAUGACCGUCUAUGCGGGUGCCUGCUCUCCGUCGUCGCGCUAAGCACCGGUGAGGAGACGGAGCUGGUGCUCGGCUGCCUCGAGAAGUUCAACGGAAACCUGGUCAAGCUGAUCAGGAUGCUCGGAGACAACCAGGUGGGCACCGACGAGCUCAAGGACCAGCUCAAGGCCGUGCUGAACGCCGCGGAGACCGAGGUGCGCCGGCCCUACUGCAACUGCCUGAUUGACAUAUGCCAGAACCACGGCCUGCCUGCCCGGAGGCCGAGGGAGCUCUUCCGGUUCGCCCAGGGCUACGGCCUCUACUCCAAGCUCCACAUCAGGAAGGACGACGAGUGGCUGCUGGACCUGCGGUCGCUCUCGGUCGGCGCGGCCAAGACGGCAUUUGAUGACUGGAUGGCGGCCCUCUCGGAGCGCGUGACGCAGGGCCAGCCCCUGCCGCAGUCCUUCAACGUGUUCACCGGGUCCAGCACCCACAAGUUCGCGCAGGGGCUGGCCAGCGCCUUCGCCGCCCACCUCGAGGAGGCCGCGGUGCCGUUCCGCCCCAGCGAGUCCCAGGUCGGCAGCUUCGUCAGCUCCAGGGUUGAGCUAGUGCCGUGGCUGCAGACAAGCAGUUCAUCGUCUCGGGUCGUCGCGGGAUGAUUGAUAGCUGAACAUUGCCGAGAUGGGUUUUGAUGCUGAAUGCUCCCAGUCCCAUGGAUUGGCGAAGGAUGACUGAACUGGGGGUGUUGUCUACUAGGCUCAUCAUCCAGUCAGUGCAGUGCAUGCAUUAGUUAUUAGGAAGUCAAGUAUGAUCUCUGAUCUCUUCUUCAUAAGGAGUAUGCAAUGUAGUUCCUCCAUACAGAGAGAGAUACUGUCCAGAAACGAUUGACCUGGUUCAUCGUACCUACUUAGUUAUGUAGGGUAAUGAUUCUGUAUGAAAAUUUUGAAAAGCAACUUCUCAAAUACCAGAACUUACAGUCUCA
Molecule: messenger RNA, 2468 nt
Organism: Aegilops tauschii subsp. strangulata
Lineage: Eukaryota; Viridiplantae; Streptophyta; Magnoliopsida; Poales; Poaceae
Product: pentatricopeptide repeat-containing protein At5g46580, chloroplastic
Biological process (GO): positive regulation of translation
Cellular component (GO): chloroplast stroma
Molecular function (GO): mRNA binding; protein binding; rRNA primary transcript binding
Source: RefSeq, a predicted model, not a curated record